CAGAGAUGACCGCUUUUGCAUCCGUCGCCACGAAGAUGCGUGCGAAGUCGGAAAUGGACGCCCUUUGGGGCUUCAAGCGCGUCUCUCAGAUGUUCUCCCUCACAGACAUUCCCUCGCCGCCUUGCGAGGAAGGGCUUGACAGAGAUGUAUUGCCGCUCCAGAGCUAGGGGCCUCAGCAGGCAGACCGCAUCCUCACGCUCAGGACAGACUGCAAGAUGUCGUCGACAGCUGGCAACGCUGGCAGGAAGCACUGGUCAGCCAGACGUGCCGCUCUCGAACCUAGAGAAGCGAUCCCUCCCAUACAAGCAGCUGCAGCACAAUCUGAUAGCCGUUCUGAGACGGAUACAGAGGUCACUGACGCUCAGCGAGAAGAUCAUGUUUACCCAUUUGUGCGAGCCGGAAUCGCAGGACAUCAGACCUGGGAAAUCGUUUCUCAAACUGAGGCCAGAUAGGGCAGCAUGUCACGAUGCAACAGCGACAAUGGCUCUCCUACAAUUUAUUAGCGCUGGCCUACCAAAGACGGCAGUUCCGACCACGGUUCACAGCGAUCACUUGAUCGUGACAGAACAUGGCGGGAAUAUCGAUCUGGAGAACGCGAGGCAGCAGCACUCUGAGGUCUACAACUUCCUGAGCUUAGCGUGUAAGAAGUACGAUAUCGGAUACUGGCAAGCUGGAUCUGGCAUUAUCCAUAUCACAAUUUUCGAAAACUAUGCUUUUCCAGGCGGACUGAUUAUUGGGACCGAUUCUCACACACCCAACGCCGGUGGUAUGGGCAUGCUCGGAAUUGGUGUUGGCGGCUCCGACGCUGUGGACGCGAUGGCAGGUAUCCCAUGGGAACUGCCUUGCCCGAAAGUGGUUGGAGUUCGCUUGACUGGAAAGCUCAGCGGCUGGAGUAGCUCAAAGGACAUCAUUCUAAAGCUUGCUGGUAUGCUCACUGUAUCUGGAGGAAAGGGCAAGAUUAUCGAGUUCUUCGGACCUGGCACGCAGACUAUGAGUGCCACCGCAAUGGCAACAGUUUGCAACAUGUCAGCAGAGAUUGGCAGCACCUCGUGCAUAUUUCCAUGGGCAGAGUCUAUGGGUCGAUAUUUACACGCUACUGACCGCGGCUUCAUUGCCGAUGCUGCUCUGAACAACUACAACCUGAUCACGGCAGACGAAGGUAGCGAUAAGCAUUACGAUGAAGUGCUUGAGAUCGAUCUCGACACACUCGAACCACAUAUCAACGGACCAUUCACACCGGAUCUGGCCCAUCCGCUAUCUCGCUUUGCCGGCGAUGUACAAAAAAGCAGUUGGCCAAGAAAUGUGUCCCAAGCUAUGGUCGGCAGCUGCACCAACUCCUCUUACGAAGACUUGAAGAAAGUGGUCAACAUGGUCAGAGAGGCUAGCAACGCUGGUCUAAAGCCGAAAGUGCCACUCCUCGUCACAGCUGGAAGCGAGAAGAUCCGAGCAACACUUGAAGCAGAAGGCAUCUUGACUGAACUUGAAGCCGCAGGCGCUAGCAUUCUGAGCAGCUCGUGCGGACCGUGUGUUGGCCAAUGGAACCGUGAAGGUGCAUCUAAGCACGAGCCCAACUCGGUCAUCUCGUCCUACAAUCGUAACUUCACUGGGAGGCACGAUGGCAACCCGGCAACACAUUCUUUUGUCACUUCUCCAGAGAUCGUGACGGCUUUCGCAUAUUCGGGCUCCUUGGAGCAUAUUCCGGGCAAGGAUUUCAUCAUGUCUGCAACAGGCGAGCCAUUUCGGUUCACACCACCUGCGAGCGAGGAAUUGCCCAAGUCCUUUGCGUCUGGUGACGCCCUUUACCAGGCUCCCGCAAGCUUGGCAGAAACGGCCAACAUCGAAGUGGCUGUCUCCCCUACGAGCGAUCGACUUCAGCUGCUCGAGCCCUUCCCAGCCUGGAAAACAGGCAACGCUUUGGGCAUGAAAGUUCUUGUCAAGGUAAAGGGCAAAUGCACAACUGAUCAUAUCUCACCUGCCGGGCCUUGGUAUAACUAUCGUGGGCAUCUGGAGAACAUCUCGAACAAUCUGCUGAUAGGCGCCGAAAACGGCUUUUUGUCUCCUACGCCGAAGGAUCUAGCUUAUGCUAGAGGUCAAGCGAUUAACCAGCUCGACCAAACAGUCGAUGCGAUUCCACAAGUUGCAAAGUCAUACAAGGUACAAGGCAUUCGAUGGUGCAUCAUCGGGGACAACAAUUAUGGAGAAGGCUCUUCACGAGAACACGCUGCGCUCGAGCCUCGGUUUCUCGGAGGUGUUGCAGUGAUUGCAAAGUCCUUUGCUCGCAUACACGAGACGAAUUUGAAGAAGCAAGGCAUGUUGGCUCUUACCUUCAGCGAUCCAUCUGCCUGGGAUAGGAUUGUAACAGCAGACACUAUUUCCAUUCUGGAUACCGAAAACAUAGAGCCAGGAAAGCAACUAGUCAUGCAAGUGAAGGCAGCGAAUGGUUCGACUUGGAACACGCUUCUGGAACACACCUACCACGAUGGCCAGAUACCUUGGCUAAUGGAAGGUAGCGCGUUGAACUAUGUCAAGAAGCUCAGAAAAGAGGCCGCCGACGAUUCAGCCGCAGUUGUGUGAUGACAGGCAGUACCACAGCGAAUUUAUUCACCUGUAGCAGAUUUCGCCCCUUCACAAUGGCCUACCGGCUGUCCUGAGCGCUCAAUACCCUUGAGCUUAGCAAUAUCGUGCGCGACCACAACGGCAUGCGACAUGUUCAACGCUGCGUACACAGUGUCACAUCGGAUAUUCGGCACGUUGAAUUUACUGUGCCGUACGAUCGACGCCAUGAGAGUUUGGAAAUCCGCAUCGUUCGCUGCAUCGCCUCAGCCGCAGCAUCAAACAUGCUGAAUCCAACCUGAUCACGGUCUCAGCCACCAUGUCUUCAUCGGCCUCGCCACUGCUAUCAAUGUUCACCUGUGUUGUACAAAAUAGUGGACCUGCGCCCACACUGCAUCUGAUCCGCGAGCAUUAGGACGAUCUAGUCGUGCUCAAUCGCAAGAUCCUCUUGGCGAAACACGCUGCCACGGCCAGCGACAAAAGGGACAUACGAGCUUCGUCGAAAACUGGGCUGGAUCUAAAGAAUGGAGUCAUCAGCGAGCACGCGUGUUCUGCAAGAGCCAGCGUUGCUAUACCUCGUUCUCUGCCAGCUAUCACAAGGAGAGCUCCUGAUUGUGCAGCGAGUCUGCCAGACCUGGAAGAGGACAAUAUCGGACGAUCGGCGACUCUUGAAGAUGAUGUGGCUGCAUCCUGGCAGUCCUGUCACCAACUUUGAUGUGGAUACGACACGAAUCAACCCGCUUUUGCGGAGGACGUUCCCAACGAUUUUCGAUAGU
Messenger RNA from Cercospora beticola, 3329 nucleotides. RefSeq lists its product as uncharacterized. The record is from RefSeq and is a predicted model, not a curated record. Gene Ontology annotation, molecular function: aconitate hydratase activity; 4 iron, 4 sulfur cluster binding. Lineage: Eukaryota; Fungi; Ascomycota; Dothideomycetes; Mycosphaerellales; Mycosphaerellaceae. Gene Ontology annotation, biological process: tricarboxylic acid cycle. Gene Ontology annotation, cellular component: cytosol; mitochondrion.